UAUCGUAUUUCGAUGGGUUCUUUAAUUUAGAACUAAUGCAAGACUAUACGUGACCUCGAAGUAGUUUACAGAGCAAACAAAGCUAUGAUAAGGCCGUGGCGGGUGAUGGGCCUGUUAAACAAGAUAUGCAAGGAAAAGGAUCGAAGACUGCUAAUGCAGUCGAUAAGGUAGCAAGUUUUCUUCGCUUCGAUGAUAAACCAUAAUGACGAACGUUUUGAAGAAAGAGAAAUUUUUAUGCUGUCGCUUCAUUGGUUUAGUACUUCUGGUUAUGCUGUAUCCAAAAUUCAGUUCUGCAAAACAAAAUGGAAGCGUGGUCUCCGGGUCAGUGCUGGCAAAAUUGUUUUCUGAUUAUGAUCAAGUUGUGCGACCUGGUUAUGGAGGAGAUGCUAUCGAGAUCUUUGCAGAUCUCUACGUUGAAUCAUUUGGAAAUAUACAAGAAGUAAAUAUGGAAUUUAAGGUGUUUGGAUAUUUACGACAGCAAUGGAAAGACGGGAGGCUUUCUGGGAAGCUUAACAAGACUCUAACCAUAAAAGGCGAAACCAUCGGUCGAAUGUGGUUACCAGACCCUUUUUGUUAUAAUGCACGCGAUUCCAACUUAAUGCAGCCAGAUUCUGAGGUCCACAGCAAAGUUUCAAUAGACGUUCACGGAAACGUUCAUUACACAAAAGGGGUGACUUUCCUGGCAUCUUGUGAGAUGGAUCUGCGUCAUUUUCCAUUCGAUUCUCAGGAAUGUUUUCUUAAAAUUGGAAGCUAUGCUUAUUCAACGGAAGACAUCAUUUAUAAGUGGAAAUACCAAGAGGUCGAAGUGGAAGCCAAGUCGAUGGCGCAGUUUGAUUACCGCAGUGCUUCUUUAUCGUCAUCUUUUGACAUGUACAAAACAGGAAACUUCUCUACCAUCACUGUGACAUAUUACUUUAAGCGUCGCAUGGGCUAUUACCUCAUACAGGUCUACUUUCCAGAUAUCUGCGUUGUUGCCCUGAGUUGGAUUGUCUUCUGGAUGGAUAAAAAUGACAUGGGCAACAGAAUGGCUUUGGGAAUCACCACCAUAUUAACCAUCAUGUUUCUUCUUGGUUCUCUUAAUGGCACAUUGCCAAGAGUCAGUUAUCCCAAGGCUUUGGACUGGUAUCUAUUGGUGUCUUUUUCUUUCGCGUUCUUGUCGCUAGUUGAGUGCAUGAUCGUGUUCGUGGUUUGGCUAAGCUCUAACAAACGAAAGGCGAAAAAGGAAAAGGAAGACUCUUCAAAUUCAAAGUCACCAUCAACGGUUAAAGUAACAUUUCAUGGAGGAAAACAUGACACUCGAAUUGACGACAAGGAAAGUCAUGUAUGUCUCCCGAACAUCGAUGGCAUUGUGAAGGAAGAUACUUCAUUUUUAGGUCACGAAAAGUCUCCAAAAUUGUAUGAUGCCGCUGAUUUAAUUGACAAAUUCUCACGGGCCUUGUUUCCGAUGGUCUUCCUAAUCUUCAACAUUGGAUACUGGUGUUAUUAUUCACUUGCUUAAAUGAUACUUAAUAAGCUUAUUGAAAUCAAGAAUCUAAAUUACAGGCCACGGUGCGACUGUUAACUACCAAGGAUUGAUAAAUACCAACAAAUCAAAGCUCGUCUCUUUAAAGCCCGAGUGAACCUAGCCUGGUAUUUUAACAUCUUGUAAUGUUUGUAUUGUAAGUAGUACAAGCUUAAUUGACAAAGAAAUAUGAUAUUACGCUGAUUUUAAAUAAUACGUGGUAAUGUUACCUUGAAAUAAUGAAAGUAUCGUCAGAAGUGAAUACAAGCUGCGAUAUCGUAUUAAGCGACUUGUGGUACUUUAAUGUAUCAAGUGAUACUUAGAACUACGAAAUGUUAGUGCUGGAGGCGAAGUGGCUAUCACGUGCAAAUUACGGGCAAAGCUGGCAUUAAUUCAUAAAUUAUCCGUGGAAUCUAAAAAGAGAGUAAAAUAUACUGAUACUAGCUGUGACUUUGUACUAUACUUUUCCAAGAGGAAAUAAUCAUUUGAUAAGCCUAUUGAUUAUUUCAAAUGCGGUGUAAAUAUAAUCGAAGAAAAAUGUUACAACAGAUUUUUAACAUCAUCUUGAUAUGUCAACAGUAUGUCUGCAAGAGAUCCAGAACCAAAUAGAAAAGAAUAUAAGAUGCGAUAUCUUCUAUUCAUUAUGGCUGUGAGCAGAGUUAGAUAUACAAGAAGCCUCAAAUAGUAACUGUGACAUCUUCAAAGGGAAAAGACUGUGG
Messenger RNA from Pocillopora verrucosa, 2220 nucleotides. The record is from RefSeq and is a predicted model, not a curated record. NCBI's taxonomy places the organism in Eukaryota, Metazoa, Cnidaria, Anthozoa, Scleractinia, Pocilloporidae.